Hirsutella rhossiliensis is the source of this 3087-nucleotide messenger RNA. RefSeq names its product glycine cleavage system p-protein. Gene Ontology annotation, cellular component: mitochondrion; glycine cleavage complex. The transcript is spliced from 5 exons. Bases 1 to 3087 code for a protein of 1028 amino acids. Lineage: Eukaryota; Fungi; Ascomycota; Sordariomycetes; Hypocreales; Ophiocordycipitaceae. Gene Ontology annotation, biological process: glycine decarboxylation via glycine cleavage system. Gene Ontology annotation, molecular function: glycine binding; glycine dehydrogenase (decarboxylating) activity; pyridoxal phosphate binding. The record is from RefSeq and is a predicted model, not a curated record.
AUGUCGUCCAGACUGGUCCUCGCCGGGGCCGCCGCGCCGCGCCGCGCCUCCGUGCUGGUAGCCGGCCUCAUGUCUCACGGCCCUCUCGUCCCCCGCGGCGCGCGCUGCUAUACCAAGACGACCCCGCCUACACACGUCAAAGCCCCCUAUCGUGUUCGUCUGCACCCGGGCGUCGGCUUGGACGCCGACCCUAAACUCUUCAACGAAAUGGAGCACGCCCGUGACAAGGACGAGGCGCCGUGGUUGGACUUUGUCGACCGCCACAUCGGUCCACGACAAGAAGAUAUCGCCGAGAUGCUCAAGGCCUUGGGCCCCGGUGCCGAAACCCUCGACUCCUUUGUCGGCCAGGUCAUCCCCGAGGACGUCAUGCUGCCGCCUCAGGUCCCGAUCCAGCCCCGCAAGUUUAACGAGUACAACAUCUUCAGGGAAUACCAAAAAUACCACAAGGCAAGCCGACAAAUGUUGUGGAUGAACGGCGGCGGCUACUACCCGGUCGACACGCCGCCUGUCAUCAAGCGCAACAUGCUCGAGAACCCCGGCUGGUACACCAGCUACACGCCUUAUCAGGCCGAAAUCAGCCAGGGACGUCUUGAGUCGCUGCUCAACUUCCAGACCAUGGUGUCGGAUCUCACAGGCCUCCCAGUUGCCAACGCCAGCCUGCUCGACGAGGGGACGGCGGCUGCCGAGGCCAUGACCAUGUCACUCGCCAACCUCCCCAGCGCGCGGGCCAAGCGUCCAGGAAAGACCUAUAUCGUCUCCGACCGUAUCCACGAGAGUUCCUACCACGUCAUGCUCGGCCGUGCCACGGGCUUCGACAUCACCGUGCAGCUCAUGGACCUGUCCGAACCGGGCGUCCAUCAGAAGAUUCAGGACCUCGGCGAUGACUUGGUCGGUGUUCUCGCGCAGUACCCGGACACCGAGGGUGGCGUCGACGACUUCCGGGAGCUUGCCAAAGUCGUCCACGAGCAGGGCGCCUUGUUUAGCGUCGCCACGGACCUCCUCGCCUUGACUGUCCUGACUCCCCCGGGCGAGUGGGGUGCCGACAUUGCCUUUGGCAACUCUCAACGAUUUGGUGUUCCCCUGGGCUACGGUGGCCCGCACGCCGCUUUCAUGUCGGUCAAGGAGUCCAUCAAGCGGCGCUUGCCGGGCCGGCUCGUCGGCGUGUCCAAGGAUAGGACCGGUGGGCGCGCUCUCCGUCUGGCCCUGCAGACGCGAGAGCAGCACAUCCGGCGAGAGAAGGCGACCAGUAACGUGUGCACGGCGCAGGCUCUCCUGGCCAACAUGGCGGCCAUGUACGCUAUCUACCAUGGACCGGCCCAGCUCAAGCAGAUGGCCUUCACCGGCAUCAGAUACGCCCGCAUGUUGCAGGCCGCUGCCCAGCACUACGGUCUAAGGGUCACGACGCGCACCCUCGACCCUGAAGGGCGUGUCCUCUCCGAUACCAUAAGCAUCCGCUUCCCCGAGGACAAGCCGGUUACUAUUCUGCGCAAACAGCUGGAGGCGAUCGGGCAGUAUCUGCGCAUCGUCUGGGCUUUUAAGGAAGUCGCCACCAAAAACCUCUCGGACGACUCGAACGAAGUGCUCGGGGAGAUGCCUGAUGCUGUCCGACGACAGUCUAGCUACCUGACGCACCCCGUCUUCAACUCGCACCAUAGCGAGACCGAGUUGCUACGGUAUAUGCACCAUCUCCAGUCCAAGGAUCUGUCACUAGUCCACUCCAUGAUACCCUUGGGCUCUUGCACCAUGAAGUUGAACGGAACGGCCCAGAUGGAGCUCAUCGGCCUCAGGGCGUCCCAUACUCACCCGCUCGGCCCUCGCGAAAUGUCCAAGGGAUACUUGACCCUCGUCAGCGCUCUCGGUGCUCAGCUCUCGGCCUUGACAGGCAUGCACUCAACCUCGCUGCAGCCCAACUCGGGUGCCCAGGGUGAGUUCGCCGGGCUCCGCAUCAUUCGCCAGUAUUUCGAGGAUCACGGGGAUCGUCAGGGAGUCAAGCGCGACAUUUGCUUGAUCCCCGUCUCCGCCCACGGCACCAACCCGGCGUCUGCCAGCAUGGCCGGCAUGCGCGUCGUGCCCAUCAAAUGCGACUCGCAGACGGGCAACCUCGACUUGGAAGAUCUCGAAGCCAAAUGCAAGGAACACCGCGAGCAGCUCGGUGCCAUCAUGGUUACCUAUCCCAGCACGUUUGGCGUCUUCGAGCCCAACAUCCGCAAGGUCUGCGCCAUGGUCCACGAAUACGGCGGUUUGGUCUACAUGGACGGAGCCAACAUGAACGCCCAGAUCGGCCUCACGUCUCCCGGGGCCCUCGGGGCGGAUGUCUGCCACCUCAAUCUGCACAAAACCUUCUGCAUCCCUCACGGCGGUGGCGGCCCCGGCGUUGGCCCCGUCUGCGUCAAGGAGUUCCUCGCCGAAUACCUCCCCCACAAGCUCGGCCAGAUGCCCGUCGCUAGCGCCCACAUUGGCAGCGCCAGCAUUCUGCCCAUCAGCUGGGCGUACAUCGCGACCAUGGCCGACGAGGGCCUUCGCAAGGCCACCCAGGUGGCUCUUCUGAACGCCAACUACGUUCUUGCCCGCCUCAAGGACCACUACCCUAUCCUGUACACCAAUGACCAGGGUCGGUGCGCGCAUGAAUUCAUCCUUGAUGCUCGGCCGUUCAAGGCCUCGAGCGGCAUUGAGGCCGGCGACAUUGCCAAGCGUCUGCAAGAUUACGGCUUUCACGCCCCGACGAUGAGCUGGCCCGUGCCCAACACGUUGAUGAUUGAGCCCACCGAGAGCGAGAGCAAGGCGGAGCUCGACCGAUACGUUGACGCCCUGAUCAGCAUUCGCCAGGAGAUCCGCGACGUCGAGGAGGGCAAGCAGCCUCGCGAGGGCAACGUCCUCAAGAACGCGCCUCACACUCAGGCCGACUUGAUCAUGGGUGACGGCGAGGGCAAAUGGGACCGCCCCUACACGCGAGAGCAGGCCGCGUACCCACUGCCGUACCUGCGGGAGAAGAAGUUUUGGCCCACGGUCACGCGUGUUGAUGACACGUACGGCGACACCAACCUUUUUUGCACAUGCCCUCCUGUAGAAGAUACGACUGGCUUAUAA